Saccostrea cuccullata (small rock oyster) is the source of this 3889-nucleotide messenger RNA. Its product is annotated as contactin-like. Gene Ontology annotation, biological process: axon guidance; cell-cell adhesion. The record is from RefSeq and is a predicted model, not a curated record. Gene Ontology annotation, molecular function: protein binding. The coding region runs from base 1 to 3750 and encodes 1249 amino acids. NCBI's taxonomy places the organism in Eukaryota, Metazoa, Mollusca, Bivalvia, Ostreida, Ostreidae. The transcript has 24 exons. Gene Ontology annotation, cellular component: plasma membrane; axon.
AUGCCACUGAAGAUAACGGGAUUCCUGUUUUGCAUAGUUUUAAACAUUUGCAGUGUGAAUCCUUUGCCCAUUUUUGAUUGUCCAUCUGAGUGGAUUGAGUAUGCUGAUCAUUGCUACAAGUUUGUGUUUCAUCCAAAGCGCUCAUAUCUAGGAGCUCAAGAAUUCUGCAAGGAAAAUGGAGCUGAAGUUUUGGGUGUGGAAAGUUUUGCUGAACACAUGUUUGUUCAUGGCUGGUUACUUAACUUUGACAUGGAGAGAAACAGUUGGUACACCAGUGGAGUUGCUUCCCUUGAGCAAGAUAAUUUCCUGAACUUGGACAAUUUAGACAUCCAGUUGAGUGGAAAUAUACAAUGGACUACAUACUCGGAUCACAAUAACCAUGGAUUGCAUAUCAUCUACAAAUAUUCUGACGGACAGUACAGCUGGAGUAAGGGAGAUGGCAGUAACUUGAUGAGCUACAUUUGUGAAAUUCCAAAGAAUGAAGUCUACAGAAUACUACAAGAUUCAAGAGACUUCACAUAUGGAACAGACUUUCCAGAUGAGGAGUCGGCACCCAAGGGUCCAACGUUCUAUUUACUCCCCUCAGACACUGAAAUUCUAGGAUCCACCUCAGAAGUCUACCUAGAAUGUGCUGCUACUGGGCUCCCACAGCCCAUGUAUCGGUGGACUGUUAUGCGGGACAGUGGGCAGGCCCAGUCCUUGGUGGGCCCACGGUACACAGUGACCAAUGGCCGGGUCAGCAUCGACAACCCACAGGUGACAGUGGACGGAGGAAAGUAUCAAUGUAUGGCUCAGAAUAAGUUUGGAGUUAUUCUUACCCCACCUGUAGUGCUGGCUUUUGCAGAUUUAGGAGAAUUUUCCAAUGUUGAUACGGCCCCUGUUCGUCCUUCUGAAUACCAGGGAACAUCCAUACAGUGUCCAAAGAUAUCCUCCACUUCCAGUCUACCUAUAAGUUAUAACUGGAUAAAGGACCAGACAAAGCCAGUAAAUUCUCAGUUGACUCCCUACGUGUUUAUCUCAGGGGACGGACAGCUUUAUUUCUCGGAGGUGACACGGGGAGAUAAUGGGGUGUACUACUGCAUGGCUACCCUGACAAAUCCCACCAACAGAGAUAACUACAUGGGGUCCUUCCAGUCUCCCAGUCGUAUCAGUACGGGGAUUCCGUUAGAAGUCCUAGGCUCUCCUUCGGGAAUAUUGAGUGUUCAGAUCCCAGACAGUUUUGUGCAAGUGUUUCCAAGGCAACCAGUAGUAGGAAGUGAUGUCAAGUUGGAAUGUUUUGCAUAUGGAAGUGGCCCUUUAGUGUAUCAGUGGACCGUCCCCUCUGUGAGAGACCAGCGGACCAGAUUCAAGUACCUGGACAGUAACCGAGUACUGACCAUUGCGGAGGUCACUCUUCAGGACACGGGGGUCUACUCCUGUAUCUGUAGCAGCAGGCGGUCAGGCACCAGGGACCAAAAGGAUUUCCAACUCUACAUAGAGUCAAAGCCCCUGUUUUCCGUAGGACUGAGUGACCAGCACGCUGACAAGGGGGCAGAGCUGACCUGGAGGUGUCAGGCUUACGGGAUUCCACGGCCCACGUACACCUGGUACAGGAACGGUCAGCUGUUGUCCAGUACCAUGGAAAUGACCAUCACGGGGAACGUCCUGGUCAUCCAUAGUCUGAAGGGGGACCAGGAGGGGAUGUAUCAGUGUAUGGCCAGUAACACCCACGGAGUGUCCACAAGUAGUGGCCAGCUCAGGGUUCUCUCUAUUCCACCAACAUUCAAAAAACACCCCUUACAAUCCACCACCCUUGGAUCAUUGGGAGGAUCCGUGACUAUUCUGUGUCACCCAGAAGCUGCCCCCCGCCCUAACAUCACCUGGCUGUACAACGGAGAGGUCAUUCCUCUCCCACAGGAAGGGACCCCCUCUCACCUUGAGCCACUGACCAGUGGUCAUCUACGGAUUGUCAAUGUGAGUUACACAGACCAGGGAGGCUACACUUGUAAAGCCGUUAAUAUUCAUGGGUCUGCACAGAGCUUUACUCAGCUGAAAGUGUUGGACAGGACAUUGAUUGUGGGGCGGCCGGUAGACACCACUGUAGUGGUCAAUAGUACGGCCGUACUUCUCUGUCGGGCCUCCUACAGCGCUAGUCUGGACCUCGUGUACGUCUGGUCAUUCAAUGACCGGAAGAUUGACUUCCACCAGGAUACACACUAUAACAUGAGAAGUCCUUACACAGGAGAUCUGUACGUUGUGGGGGCACAGUUAAGUCACGCUGGUGUGUACAAAUGUACGGCCACUACACAGCUGGACUCUGACACCUCAUCAGCUACUCUUACUGUUCUGGGACCCCCUGGUGAGCCUGUGGGAGUCCAUGUUAUCAAGGGACAUAACUCUGUUGAUCCUUAUGGACUACAGUUGGCAUGGCAAGAUGGGGCCACCAAUGGGAGACCUAUACAAGCUUACGUGAUCUCAGCCAAGUCCAAUCAUUCCAACAGUAAAUGGAACAUCAUUAUGAAUGCACCUAUCAGUUCAGUGGUGGUAAAAGAUGAAUUAAGGUCGGUCAGCAUAAAACACUUAAAUCCUGGAUCCUCCUAUCGCUUCAGAGUCUCAGCCAUCAAUCAGUUUGGAGAGGGAUCAGCCAGUACCACCUCAGAUGAGUACCCUAUUCCUGGUUCUGCACCAUUUAAAGCUCCAGCAAACAUCAGAAGAGGAAAAGGAAAAGUUGGCACUUUACAUAUAAUAUGGGAACCCCUUCCCCCUGAGGACCGGAAUGGUUGGGGUAUUGGUUAUAUUGUAGAAUGGAGGCUUCCUAGACAGGACAUUCGGACAGAGAACGCUUGGGAAAAGAAAAUCCUGCCAGAUAACAGGAGUGAGUUUGUGACAACCAUUGCUGGGACAGAUCAGUACUACAUUCAGUAUGAAGUGAGAGUGACGGCCUAUAACAUGUUUGGUGUGGGGAGACCCUCCCCAGUACAGUACAUACACUCCGCUGAUGACAUUCCUGUGGCGGUGCCUGGUUUGGUGUGGGUGGAGGCCUAUAACAGUACAGCCCUGACAGUACACUGGGACCAGGUCCCUGACAACAGAGAGAGCAUGAAAGGGAGGCUCAGGGGAUACAAGGUGAAUUACUGGCGACGAUACGGAGAGGACGAGAACCAGGCAAUCCAGGCCAGUUUUAGUGGACAGGCUGACCACGCUCUUAUUAUUGGCUUACUGCCAGAUACCUGGUACUACGUUACUGUACAGGUGUAUAAUGAUGCUGGAGAUGGACAGAAAAGUGAGAAUUACCCUCAGAGAACAUUUAGAAGAGCACCCCAUAUGUACCCCACAGAAGUUUACGUCCACUCGUACAGUUCAGACUCUGUCAAGGUCACAUUUAGGGGCGUGUCAACUGAAGUGGAGGAGGAACCAUUAAGAGGAUACAAGAUCCGUGUUUGGGAGAUGUCAGAUGAUGUACGACAGGCUUACGACAUUGAUGUUGGUCGGACAGUACAGGGCAUAGUGACUGGGAUCAAGAAACACUCGGUGUACAAACUAAGGGUCCUGGGGUACAGCAGGGGAGGAGACGGCACCAUGAGCUCCCCACCCACCUACUUCACUCUGGGUGGCUACAUCUUCUUUGAUAGUACCAGUACUGUAGUACUACCAGCCAGAAGUUGUGGGAGUACUUUGUUCUCAAUCUCAGUCACUUCACAAUCAGUACUACUCGGAAUGGUAAUAACAGUGCUACUCAGAUUGAGUGAACUUUUCCAGAAAUCUUUGUAAAUUAAAUACAGAUUAUAUGGACUAAUAAAUUCAAGAGGGAAGUUUUCAAAAUGUAACCCUAUUUAUAUAUAUUUUCAGUUUUAUGAGUUAUAUUUCCGUAUAUUUAUAUGUCUUUCAUACAUACAAUUAUUUUUUGUAA